AUGAACGCAUACGACUUGGUGGAUCGCAUUAGGGAGUCUGGUGAUGCAGACCUGAUGGUUUCCUCCGGCCUACAUUAUACAGACCGAGUCAUUGAUCACUUGUGGUAUGAUAGGGAUGAGUAUAGUGGCAUGAGUUAUGACGAUUAUGCCCCUGAGGAUUCUUCUCAUUUAGCCAAAAAGGAGGCGAAACGAAUGGCCCAGCAAAGACAGCCAGGCGUACCAGCUUUUAUAGGUGCAUUAUCCAAGCAAAAAAACCUAGACAAUUCAAUGUGGGAGCUUAAGUGCCUCCACCAGUCAGGGAUCAAGAGCAGAAAUUCUAGAAUUGAACUAAACCAAUUGAUAGAGUCAAAUGUGGAUAACAAUGAAGCAAAAAAGAUGGUAUUAGUCAGAAAUGUACUCCCCCCCUUCAUAAAUCAUUAUCAUAGCGGUGCAAAUUUUGAGAAAUCAAAAAUCUAUGACACAAUUUCUCGUGACAAUGCACUCAACGAAAUUUACUCAAAAUUCCUAACUCAUACUACAAAUGUCAUUAAGGACCCUACGUCAGACAUAGCCCAAAUGGCCAAAAAGGGCAGUAACAUUUUAUUUGCGAUGAAGGAGGAGAAUGAGAGGAGCAGCGCGAGAAAUAGGUUUUGGGAGUUGGAAGGGUCCAAAUUGGGCGAGCUUUUAAACCUUAGCGAUGACAUUGUGGAAUCAGAUGGGGAAGAUGAAAAAGAAAAGGUCAACAACACUUUUGCACAGUUAAUUGAAUCAGGAGAUAUUCCUGAUGAGGAGAGCAUGAGAAAGAUUCAGAAGCAGCGUAUGAGCUUGCCCGUUUUCAAAUGCCGCGAAGAAUUAUUGGAUCUAAUAGCUAAGUUCCAGAUACUAAUUGUAGUGGGUGAAACAGGUUCGGGUAAAACAACUCAACUUUGUCAAUUUCUAUACGAAAGUGGUUAUGCCAGGGAUAAUUACGGCAUGAUUGGCUGUACACAACCUCGCCGUGUAGCUGCUGUAUCUGUUGCGCAGCGUGUAGCAAUCGAAAUGAGCGUUAAGCUAGGAGAAUUGGUGGGAUAUACCAUUCGUUUUGAGGAUCAAACCAGCUCUGCAACAAAAAUUAAAUACAUGACUGAUGGGAUUUUACUUCGUGAGACAUUGGUAGACCCAGAUCUCGAUCGUUACAGCUGUAUAAUUAUGGACGAAGCGCACGAACGUUCAUUAAAUACUGAUGUUUUAUUUGGUAUUCUAAAAUCUGUGGCGAGUCGCCGGUCAGAUAUGAGAAUAAUCAUUACUUCAGCUACGAUGGAUUCGGAUAAAUUUUCAGCUUUUUUUGGCAAUGCGCCGGUUUUCAAGGUACCUGGUCGUACAUUUCACGUGCAAAUAGAGUAUUUGCGUGCCAUGGGGUUUGACUACGUUGAAAUGGCAGUCAAAAAAUGCAUCGAAAUUCAUCUUAGUGAUCCGGGGAAGGGGGAUAUACUAAUCUUUAUGACAGGUCAAGAUGAUAUUAAUGCUACAUGCCAAUUGCUAGCGGAUAGGCUGUACAAGGUACAUAGCCAGUCGGCAAAAUCAGAUGAAACAAUCGACCCUUUUUAUGUAUUUCCAAUUUAUUCCCAAUUGCCCAGUGAAUUACAAGCUAAGGUCUUUAAGAGAUACAAGUAUCGCAAGGUCAUUAUUGCAACCAAUAUCGCAGAGACGUCGUUAACUUUUGAGGAUAUAAAAUAUGUCAUAGAUACAGGGUUUUGCAAGCUCAAAGUGUACAAUACGAGGAUUGGAAUGGAUUCGUUGCAAAUAGUACCUGUGUCUCAAGCUAGUGCCAAUCAGAGGAGUGGAAGGGCAGGGAGAACGGGCCCCGGUGUCUGUUAUAGACUCUAUACUGAAAGAACUUAUUUGUCUGACAUGUUUCCAUCCUCCGUACCUGAGAUAAAGCGCACCAAUCUUUGCAAUGUCGUGCUAUUACUAAAAUCGUUGAAGGUUGAUAAUUUGUUCGAGUUCGACUUUAUGGACCCUCCGUCAAAAGAGAGCAUUCUUAGUGCCAUGCUUCAACUCUGGGUCCUUGGGGCACUGGAUCCAAUGGGCGAUAUGACAGAAAUUGGUGCUGAGAUGGUUCAAUUCCCGCUGGAUCCUCCUUUGUCUAAGAUGUUGAUACAGAGCAUUCAUUUGGGCUGUGUCAAGGAGAUGCUGACGAUCGUAUCAAUGAUAUCUGCACCCAAUAUAUUCCACACAACGAAGGAAUCGGCACAGGAGGAGAAUACGACAGUGGAUGCUGCAAGGGAGAAGUUCUACGUGCCUGAAAGUGACCAUUUGACUCUGCUAAAUGUUUACAAUCAAUGGAUGGCAAAUAAAUGCAGUCCUGGUUGGUGCAAACAGUUCUUCAUACAAUUCAAGUCAAUAAAACGAGCCUACGAAGUACGCUGCCAGCUACUGGACAUUUUGAAGCAGCGAGACAUCCCGGAAAAGAGCUGUAUAAACGACUGGGACACGGUGCGCAAGGCUAUUUGCAGUGGCUACUUCCAUAAUGCAGCCAAGUUGAAGGGAAUAGGGGAGUAUUCAAAUUUACGGUCAUUCGCCCCUUGCCAUUUGCAUCCCUCAUCUGCGCUUUAUGGGAUGGGAUGUACUCCGGAUUAUGUCGUUUAUCACGAAGUCGUAAUUACCACCAAAGAAUACAUGCGCAAUGUUACCGCUGUAGACGCCGAGUGGCUUUCAGAAUUGGGGCCAAUGUUCUUCUACCUGAAAAGCAUGGACGUUUCUACCAGGGUACAGCAGGACAUUGAUAGGAUUGAAACUCUGCGCCAGAUUAGCGAAUUUACCAAGAAAAACAGGGAGAAUGACGAAUCUAGGAAACUGAUCGGCAAGGGAAAGCAAGAAAUUUCCGUAUUUGGCAAGAAACGCCGCCGCUAA
Messenger RNA from Babesia microti strain RI, 2871 nucleotides. Its product is annotated as pre-mRNA-splicing factor ATP-dependent RNA helicase PRP16. Gene Ontology annotation, molecular function: ATP binding; RNA binding; ATP hydrolysis activity. Gene Ontology annotation, biological process: mRNA splicing, via spliceosome. The transcript is spliced from 7 exons. The record is from RefSeq and is a predicted model, not a curated record. Gene Ontology annotation, cellular component: intracellular anatomical structure; spliceosomal complex. Bases 1 to 2871 code for a protein of 956 amino acids. NCBI's taxonomy places the organism in Eukaryota, Apicomplexa, Aconoidasida, Piroplasmida, Babesiidae.